Messenger RNA from Malassezia japonica, 573 nucleotides. RefSeq lists its product as uncharacterized. The record is from RefSeq and is a predicted model, not a curated record. The transcript is spliced from 2 exons. NCBI's taxonomy places the organism in Eukaryota, Fungi, Basidiomycota, Malasseziomycetes, Malasseziales, Malasseziaceae. The coding region runs from base 1 to 573 and encodes 190 amino acids.
AUGCCCCGUGCGGUGUACACGACGCUGGUGGUGCUGCUCCUGCGGCCGGCCGCAGGGGUGGACGCGCAGCGCAUGCAGAGCUUGCAGCGCAUUAGGCAUACGUACGAUGCGGCGUACACGCGGUGGCUGCCGCACAUUACGCUCAUUCCCCCGUUUCAGAUAGAGAAAGAGGCCGAAGGGGAGGGCGUCCCUCCGUCCCUCGCACAGACCCUGGACGGGGUCAGCACCGACGCGCAAAAAGCGUGCGACCGCGCGGCAGCGCAUACACUACGCCUCGCAGAGAUCGGAACGUUUCGGCUGCGGCGGUACGAAAACGUGCACUUGCGGCCCGACGCAGCGACCGCGUCGCCGCUCAUGGCCCUCCAGCGCGACCUGCAGAAAGAGGUCGCGCCGCAUAUUCCCAAAGGCAAGCGGCGCCGCGAAAAGUUUGUGCCGCACGCAUCACUCGGCCAGGCGUACGCCGCGGAUGACAAGCAGGAAAUCAUCUUCGAGGCGACGCGCGACCUCGGCCUCGACCGCCCCGAGCCUGGCCUUGUUGUCCAGGCCGACCGUAUCCAGGUGAUGGGCGUAUAA